AUGGCCUUCCAUCUCCCCCCAUCAGCUGCGGGGAACGCAUCCUCCUCCGAUUCCAGCACUUCCUCAAAUCCACGAUACACGCCUGUUUCUAAGGGCUCUGAGGACGAUGAAUACCCUGUCUCUGGUAGUAGACCUAAACAAUCGCCCGUUGGACCGUUACGACUCCAGACUGAUUUUGGGGGUACAGAGGGUGCUGUUGGGGGUCCUGUUUCCGAUAUCGAGGAGGGCGAUGGAUUCAAUACCAGGGCCGAAAUGAAGGGGAAGAGGACACGGGGCCCGAAAUGGACUUCGGAAGAGGAAAAGGAGGUGGUAAGGAUCUUUGAUAAGAGACUUGUGCCUUUUCUCGCUCUUUUGUACCUCCUGGCUUUCUUGGACCGAUCCAAUAUCGGGAAUGCCAGGAUAGCCGGGCUUCAAGAAGAUCUGCAACUCUCGUCUUCACAGUAUGAAUGGCUACUGACCGCAUUCUACAUCACAUACAUUCUUUUUGAAUGGAUGACGCUGAUGUACCGCGUCGUUCCGCCGCACAUGUACAUUUCUCUCUGUGUUUGUGGCUGGGGUCUGGUAGCCUCGUUUCAAUGCCUUGCAACCUCCUUCGGGGGCCUAGUCGUUCUCCGCUUGUUGCUCGGCAUCACGGAAGCUGCAUUCGGUCCUGGAGUUCCGUUCUAUUUGUCGCUGUUCUACCGGCGUGAUGAAUUGGCUUUCAGGAACGGGCUUUUUAUUUCAGCUGCACCGCUGGCAACCACGUUUGCUAGCAGUCUCGCGUGGGUGAUUGUGAAACUUAGUAGCGAUGGACCGAUCUCCCCAUGGCGUACUCUUUUCUUGGUUGAAGGAUUCCCCAGCGUGAUUGUUGCCAUAUUUGCUUGGGUCCUGAUCCCUGAUUCUCCGGGCAAAGCCCGAUUUCUUACCCGCAGACAACGUGCUGUGGCUCAACGGCGGCUUGAGGAGAACAACACAAAAUCGAAUUAUGAGCAAUCGCAAGAACAGGGGUUGAAAUGGCGUGAGAUUUUGAAGACAGCUUCUGACCCUAAGGCUUACAUGGCAGCUUUCAUGUUCUUCAGCUGCAAUGUUGCGUUUAGCUCGAUGCCAGUAUUCCUGCCCACCAUCAUCAAAGACAUGGGCUUCUCCUCCCUUUCCGCACAAGCCCUCUCGGCCCCGCCCUACCUAAUCGCCUUCGUCGUCGUCCUAGUAACAGCCUGGGCUUCAGACCGCACCCGCACCCGUAGUUCAUACCUGAUAGCGCACGCACUAAUCUCAUCUCUUUCAUAUGCCGCCAUCGCAGCAGCAGGCUACUUUCACACCCACCUCUCUCCCUCCUUGCACACCUUCAUUCGCUACAUAUGCGUCUACCCGGCCAUAUCAGGAUUCUUCUCCGCAAUCACAUUGAUCAUCACCUGGUCGAUGGACAACCGAGUUGAAAAAGAAGGCAAAGGAGCGAGCAUCGCCAUCUUGAACAUAAUUGGGCAGUGUGGUCCUCUUCUGGGGACAAGGCUAUACCCCGAGGCGGAUGGGCCAUGGUAUGUGCGGGGAAUGGCAGUCUGUUCUGUUUUUAUGGUGCUGGUCGCCAUCCUUGCCUUUGCUCUGAGGGUACUUUUGCAAAAAGCUAAUAAGGCUUCUUCGGGUGGGACAUUGUUUGAUUCCGCGCAAACUAGUGGAUCUGGGGCCGUCGAUGGGGAGGAGCGAGAUGAGCUUAUGGGCGGUGGGCGGAGAGAGGAUUUGGAGUUUGAUACUGGGGAUCAGAGGCUCGUUUAUAUCAUUUAG
This is a messenger RNA of Penicillium pulvis, 1758 nucleotides long. RefSeq lists its product as uncharacterized. Lineage: Eukaryota; Fungi; Ascomycota; Eurotiomycetes; Eurotiales; Aspergillaceae. The coding region runs from base 1 to 1758 and encodes 585 amino acids. The record is from RefSeq and is a predicted model, not a curated record. Gene Ontology annotation, molecular function: transmembrane transporter activity. The transcript is spliced from 4 exons. Gene Ontology annotation, cellular component: membrane. Gene Ontology annotation, biological process: transmembrane transport.